Molecule: messenger RNA, 321 nt
Organism: Acanthamoeba castellanii str. Neff
Lineage: Eukaryota; Discosea; Longamoebia; Acanthamoebidae
Exons: 4
Coding region: 1-321 (106 amino acids)
Source: RefSeq, a predicted model, not a curated record
AUGGCCUACCGAGCGCUACAGAGGCGUUACCCUCACGUUUUUACCGAGAGCGUACGCGCUUGGAUUGCUUCGUUCGUCCCGUCCAAGCCGGUCUGGACGACGCUCGUCCCAGUUGUUGCUACCGGGUGCCUUUGGGCCGGCUACAGUGGCGUCCGCCGUCUAACAUACCGCGCCAAGUACGCCACCCCGGCACGGCAUCGUGGAAAGGAACCGUGGGACGAAGAGGGCAAGGAGAAGCUCGUCACCCGAGACACUGCCCUCUCGCAAGCCUCCCAGUGGGACAAAGCGAUGUCUCCUCCCCCGCCGCCCAAGAAGCAGUGA